This is a messenger RNA of Homarus americanus (American lobster), 698 nucleotides long. RefSeq names its product cytosolic iron-sulfur assembly component 2A-like. The record is from RefSeq and is a predicted model, not a curated record. Bases 129 to 548 code for a protein of 139 amino acids. Lineage: Eukaryota; Metazoa; Arthropoda; Malacostraca; Decapoda; Nephropidae. The transcript has 4 exons.
CCUAAGGUAAACACUGACUGUCAGCAAGGUUUUUACCAUCAAAGAUCAUUAGUUGACAUUUAUCUCCUAUAAAAUUGGUAGACGCCUGAGUGAUAUAAUGUUUAGGUGCGGUUAAAGGUGACACCAUUAUGUCCGAGGAUGCAGAGUUAUCAAGUGUAGCAGCUACUGUUUAUGAUUUACUUCGCACAGUAAGAGACCCAGAAAAGGACGCAACACUUGAAGAUCUUGAAGUCAUACGAGAGGAGGGAAUUAAGGUAACAAGGUUGAAUAAUGACAAGUUCUUAAUCAAAAUAGAAUUUGUUCCAACUGUUCCACACUGCUCUCUGGCCACACUGAUUGGCCUUUGUGUGAGGGUCAAAUUGAGUCGUUCUUUACCAUACCCAUUCAAGGCUGACAUAUGUAUAGCUCCUGGCACUCAUAAUACAGAACUGGAUGGUGAGUAUUGUGCCGAGAUAACUCCCUGUUGUCAUUGCCAUUUCCUGUCACUUUCUAUACUUUUCCUGUGUUACUCCCAUCAUCUCCUCCCCUUUCUUAAUUGGUGUCUGUAGCCUUUGAUCUACCUCAUACAAAGGUAGAGGAGUAAAGAUAUUAAAAUGAUUUAGUUAUGAAGAUCUUAUAUACUUGUACAGGUUGACAAUCCCUUAUCCGAAAUCCUUGGGACCAGAUGUAUUUCGGUUUUUGGAAUUUUUCGGUUUUCA